Messenger RNA from Symphalangus syndactylus (siamang), 2382 nucleotides. RefSeq names its product volume-regulated anion channel subunit LRRC8B. Gene Ontology annotation, molecular function: protein binding. The record is from RefSeq and is a predicted model, not a curated record. NCBI's taxonomy places the organism in Eukaryota, Metazoa, Chordata, Mammalia, Primates, Hylobatidae.
CAUUAUAUUUCUGUCCUCCUACAAGGGAAAGUCAUGAUUACACUAACCGAGCCAAAAUGUUUACUGCAGACACCUUAUCACAUCUUAAAAUCGUGGUAGGAUGUCUUCUGGUAUUACAUCAUGCUGAUCAUGGACAUGCUGGCUGGAGCUCUCCAGCUGACACAGAGCAGGGUUCUGUGCUGUCCAUACAAAGUGGAAUUUGACAAUCACUGCACCAUGCCUUGGAACAUCUGAAAGCCAGCAUAAAAACAUCCUCUAAUCCCAGGACACCACUUUCCGCUCCCACUCGGAAUCCAGAACGACCUCCACUGACAGCAGUACUCCUACAUCAAUGCUGUCUGUUACGAGAAACAGCUCCAUUGGUUUGCAAAGUUCUUCCACUACCUGGUGCUCUUGCACACACUCUUCUUUGCAGCCUGCAGCAACUUAUGGCUUCACUACCCAGGUACCAGCUCCAAGCUUGAGCAUUUUGUGGCCAUCCUUUGUAAGUGCUUCAAUUCUCCAUGGACCACCUGCACCCUGUCAGAAACAGUGGCCGAGCAGUCAGUGAGGCCUCUGAAACUCUCCGAGUCCAAGAUUUUGCUUUCGUCCUCAGGGUGUUCAACUGACAUAGAUUCCAGAAAGCAGUCACUGCCCCACCCACAGCCCGGUUUGGAGUCAGCUGGUAUAGAAAGCCCAACUUCCAGUGGCCUGGACAAGAAGGAGGGGCAACAGGCCACAGCCAUGUUUGAAAAAGUGAGAAGAUUCCGCAUGCACGUGGAGCAGAAGGACAUCAUUUAUAGUGUGUAUCUGAAGCAGAUAAUAGUCAAAGAUUUUGUGCUCAUCAUAACUUAUGUUCCAUAUUUUUUAACCUGCAUCACUCUUUAAAUUGACUGUUCAGUUGACAUGUAGGCUUUUACAGGAUAUACCUACCAGUGUGUCUAUUCCUUCGCAGAAAUCUUGAAGCUUCUGGCUUCAUUUUAUGCCAUUUUGGAUAUACUCUACAGUCUGACCUCCUCCUACAGGCUGUGGUAGAUGCUGAGGAGAUCCCCGAAGCAAUAUUCCUUUGAGGUGUUAAGAGAAAAAAGCAACUACAGUGACAUCCCUGAUGUCAAGAAUGACUUUACCUUCAUCCUUCAUCUGGCUAAUCAGUAUGAUCCUUUUUAUUCCAGACACUUCUCCAUAUUCCUAUCAGAGGUCAGUGAGAACAAACUGAAACAGAUCAACCUCAGUAACAAAUGGACAGUUGAGAAAAUGAAACGUUAGCUUGUGGAAAAUGUCCAAGACAAGAUAGAACUGCAUCUUUUUAUGCUCAACGGUCUUCCAGACAAUGUCUUUGAGUUCACUGAAAUGGAGUUGCUAAGCCUGGAGCAGAUCCCAGAGGUGAAGCUGUCCUCUGCCGUCUCACAGCUGGUCAACCUCAAGGAUCUUCAUGUGGACCAUUCAUCUCUGGUAGUAGACCAUCCUGCACUGGCCUUGGAGCAGAAUUUUAAAAUCCUCUGCCUGAAGCAUCCUGAAAUGGGAAAAAUCCCAUGCUGGGUAUUUCACCUGAAGAAUCUGAAGGAACCUUAUCUUUCAGGCUGUGUUCUCCUUCAACAGUUCAGUACUGUGCAGUUAGAAGGCUUUCAGGACUUAAAAAAUCCAAGGACCCUCUACUUGAAGAGCACUCUCUCCCAGAUCCCACAAGUCAUUGCAGACCUCUUGCCUUCACUGCAAUUGUCCCUUGAUAAUGAGGGAAGCAAACCGGCUGUGCUGAACAACUUGAAAACGAUGGUCAAUAAGAAAAGCCUAGAACUGAUCAGCUGUGACCUGGAAUGCAUUCCAUACUCCAUUUUCAGCCUGAAUAAUUUGCAUGAGUUAGACCUAAAAGAAAAUAACCUUAAAACUGUGAAAGAGAUCAUUAGCUGUCAGCAUCUUCAGAAUCUUUCCUGCUUGAAGUUAUGGCACAAUAACAUUACUUAUAUUCCUGGAUAAACUGGGGCAUUAUCUAACCUAGAGCAGCUCUUUUGGGGACUUAUUAAUAUUGAGAAUCUGCCCUUGCAGCUUUUCCUAUGCAGCAAACUACAUUAUUUGAAUCUAAGCUAUAACCACUUGACCUUCAUUCCAGAAGAAAUCCAGUAUCUGAGUAAUUUGCAGUACUGAGCUGUGACCAACAACAAUAGUGAGAUGCUACCAGAUGGGCUGUUUCAGUGCAAAAAGCUGCAAUGUUUACCUCUGGGGAAAAGUAGCUUGAUGAAUUUGUCCCCCCAUGUGGGUGAACUGUCAAAGCUUACUCAUCUGGAGCUCAUUGGAAAUUAGCUGGAAACACUUCCUCCCGAACUGGAAGGAUAUCAGUCCCUAAAACAGAGCUGUCUGAUUGUUGAAGAGAAUUUGCUCAAUACCCUUCCUCUUCCUGUAACAUAA